Plasmodium coatneyi is the source of this 1326-nucleotide messenger RNA. RefSeq lists its product as uncharacterized. The record is from RefSeq and is a predicted model, not a curated record. The transcript has a single exon. Bases 1 to 1326 code for a protein of 441 amino acids. NCBI's taxonomy places the organism in Eukaryota, Apicomplexa, Aconoidasida, Haemosporida, Plasmodiidae.
AUGCUGCGCAUAUCGGGGCGCAGAUGCAAACACAGCGUAAGCGCUGCUGGUAGCAAGUGGAAGAGCAGCGACAGCCCAGGGACAGAGUACAGAAAGAUAAACCUAAAAUGGGACGAAACAAAUAUAUCACUACACGUAUUUGACCUAGUUCCACGAAAUAAAAACAACGCAGAAAUACUGGAAAUGAAAAGUAUGAAUAUAAUAAAAGACAUGUCCAAGGCAAAUUACGAUUUUGCAAUUUUCGGAAUAGGUUAUGUAGACUAUGAUAAAAUUUUAAAAUCUUUCAACAGAGCUGAAUUGGUGAGGAGAAAAAUGAUAGACUCUGUUCAUGCUAAUAUGAAGAAAGUAAAUGGUCAGUAUGUUUCUCUCGUCCAACAAUGUCUCCUUUUGAAUGUCCCUCACUUCUGCCUGGGUAGAGAUAGGCUAACCGAAUUGGCUAGUAUCGGCACGGCUAUUUUUAGUAACCCCAAGGAAGUAUUUUCCCUCCUCUAUUACUUUCUCAUCAACAGUGAUAAGGCAGCUUCGGGCAACUCAGACGUACAUUCCCAUCGUGAUGCAUAUAAGAAAAACGACGUAGAAUUGAACCUAGAGAAUCAUGCGCCCAAUUUUUACCACGCUCUAAUUGCAGAAAAUGCUCUCUACCUAAUUUACAAUUUGCAUGCAAUUCUUCUGAAAGUAUUUAGGUCCAAAUUUUAUGUCCCCCCAAAUGAUAGCCAUCAGAAUAGAAGUAGCAAUAAGUACGAGACUAGCAAUUUAAAGAAACAAAGUCUUAAGGAGAGACUUCUUUCCUUCUUUAACGAAACAACGUAUGACCAAAUAAACGCAUUCAGAAAUCAAAUGAAAAAAACAGAGUUAUAUGCAGAGUAUGAAUUAGGGCUGGAAAAAAAAGAGGUCAAAAUUUUAGUCGUUUGUGAUACCAUAUGUGUAGAUUAUUUUUGCAAUUAUGUAAAGAAAAAUUUACACCUGUGGAAAAAUGUUACUCCCUUUUACCAUGAGAUAUUUGCACUAGAAAGGAAAAAUGCAUACAAGUUUUCCCUUUCUUUGUUUUUGUUCAUUGUUGCACCGGCUGCAUGGACAUUGACGCUGUUGCUAAGGUACUUGUAUCACCUGUGGGUUGAAUACUUCACCAAAGGGAAGGUCAUCACUGUUGGGGGGGAUGCAUUCUUCCAGGAUUCGAAAUUGAUAGAUACUAGCGACGAUAAUCCCGAUUUGGAUAAAAACUACAACCAACUGCUUACCUCCCUGCAUCAGGACAAGGCCCAGUUUGAGACCGUCAGCUUGCUCGGGGGCUUCUUGCAGUGGUUUAAGAAUAAGAGCCGCAAUUAG